Molecule: messenger RNA, 584 nt
Organism: Zophobas morio
Lineage: Eukaryota; Metazoa; Arthropoda; Insecta; Coleoptera; Tenebrionidae
Gene: RpS19a
Product: small ribosomal subunit protein eS19
Exons: 3
Coding region: 95-556 (153 amino acids)
Biological process (GO): translation; ribosomal small subunit assembly
Cellular component (GO): ribosome; cytosolic small ribosomal subunit
Molecular function (GO): structural constituent of ribosome; RNA binding
Source: RefSeq, a predicted model, not a curated record
ACUAAACGUUCUUUUUCAGCCAUCUUGAAACGAUAGUGUCCAGGUGCGUGUUGUUUCGCUUCACAAUAUCGACAUAAAUAUUAUUUAAACGAAAAUGCCGUCUGUGACGCUUAAAGACGUCGAUCAACACAAAUUCGUGAAGGCUUUCGCCCAAUUUUUAAAAAAGACCGGUAAGCUCCGCGUUCCUGAAUGGGUCGACAUCGUCAAGACUUCCCGUGCUAAGGAGCUGGCUCCCUAUGAUCCCGAUUGGUACUACACCCGUUGCGCCGCCGUCGUGAGACACAUCUACAUCCGGUCCCCCAUUGGUGUGGGUUCGGUUACAAAAAUCUUCGGCACGCGUAAGCGCAACGGCACUAAACCGUCGCACUUCUGUCGUUCUGCGGGCAGCAUAGCCAGAAAAGCCCUCCAGAGUCUGGAAGGUCUGAAAUUGAUCGAGAAGAACCCGAGUGGCGGACGGGAAUUGACCCAGCAAGGCCGACGGGACUUGGAUCGCAUCGCCGCACAGGUGAAAGCGAAGGAACGUAAGGCGUUGAAAAGUGGAAUUAUCACUCUUUAAAUGAAUAAAUAACGAGGUUUUUUAAGAG